AUGCCGCACGCUCCAUACCGGAGCGCAGCGCUCCCCGCAGCGCUCGACAGCCACCGGCACGCGAAGCAGCUCGGGGCUGAGCCGUGCGGGCACCGGGAGCAGGGGGUGGCCGUGGACAAUUGUCUUCUCCAAUGCAGCCAUGGAAAUAAAGAAGUGUUCUCCUGCCGAGGUAUCCUUCUGGCUGUACAGUGGUUUUGGGACAGAGGACACAAGGAUAUUACAGUCUUUGUGCCAUCUUGGAGGAAAGAACAGCCACGACCAGAUGUACUUAUAACAGACCAGUACAUUCUCCGUGACCUUGAAAAGAAGAAAAUUCUGGUCUUCACUCCUUCCAGGCGAGUUGGAGGCAAGCGAGUUGUCUGUUACGACGAUCGAUUCAUUGUGAAACUGGCCCAUGAGUCUGAUGGCAUUGUGGUUUCUAACGACACUUACCGGGACCUGCAGAAUGAGCGUCCUGAGUGGAAGAAAUUCAUUGAGGAGCGUCUGUUGAUGUAUUCUUUUGUAAAUGACAAGUUUAUGCCUCCAGAUGAUCCUUUAGGGCGACAUGGCCCCAGCCUGGAUAACUUUCUGAGAAAGAAACCUGUGGUGCCAGAACACAAGAAACAGCAGUGCCCUUAUGGGAAGAAAUGCACUUAUGGAAUUAAGUGUAAAUUCUACCACCCUGAAAGGAUCAAUCAGCCCCAGCGCUCGUUAGCAGAUGAACUCCGAGCCAAUGCAAGGUUGUCUCCCACCAGAAGUAGCAGUGCUGCCAAGGAAGAGAAGAAGGGCAAGAAAGCUUCCCAGGCAGAGCUCUUGUGCUCUGCGCCAACAGACUGUGAUAAAAGCUCCCUGCAGAAGGUCUCUGCAGAGAGGAAAAGCUUGACUCAUAAAGCAAAACCCAGCGAUGUGCCGCUUCAGGUCACGGGCUCUGUGUCAGGAGGUGUCCCCCCUAAUAACGGGAGCCACAGAUCUUCUGACAGGUACCAGCCUCCUCCCGUGGACUCUCUCUCGUACAUCUCUCAGGAGCACCUCGACUCGGGCAUCGGGUCUCUGGAGAGCCAGAUGUCUGACAUGUGGCCUUACCGGUGUGCGGGUCCCUGCGACCACGCGCACGCGGAGCAGGCGGCGUGCGCCUGCGCGCGGCAGAGAGCCAGCUACCCGCCGUCCCCCGGCGUGGAGCACAACGGCCUGCUCCCCUACAAGCACGGCUCCCACAAAUCCCCCUCCUCCAGCACCCCCUUCUUGCAGUACAGCCCCGAGGUGCCUCGCUCGGGGCCGCCUCGCUCCUUCUCGGGCUACGGAGUGCCCGUUCACCCGGCGAACUGGGCCCUCUCCGACCAGUUUGCAGAGGAGAGGGCCAACGUGCACGUCAAGCUGUGCGGCAUAUUCCAUCCCCAUUUAGUCGAUGCCGUGAUGAGCCGUUUCCCCCAGCUUUUGGAUCCCCAAAGGUUAGCUGCAGAAAUACUCACGUACAAGUCUCAAAACCCAGGCAUAUGAGCGGGUGCUGAGGGGAGCCAGGCCUGCC
Messenger RNA from Tinamus guttatus (white-throated tinamou), 1504 nucleotides. Lineage: Eukaryota; Metazoa; Chordata; Aves; Tinamiformes; Tinamidae. The record is from RefSeq and is a predicted model, not a curated record.